Lacerta agilis (Sand lizard) is the source of this 2168-nucleotide messenger RNA. RefSeq names its product ubiquitin specific peptidase 3 (gene USP3). The coding region runs from base 39 to 1598 and encodes 519 amino acids. Lineage: Eukaryota; Metazoa; Chordata; Lepidosauria; Squamata; Lacertidae. Gene Ontology annotation, cellular component: cytoplasm. Gene Ontology annotation, molecular function: cysteine-type deubiquitinase activity; zinc ion binding. Gene Ontology annotation, biological process: protein deubiquitination. The transcript has 15 exons. The record is from RefSeq and is a predicted model, not a curated record.
ACGUCGCGCCCCGGCCCUUCGCCGCCGCCGCCGCCGCCAUGGAGUGCCCUCACCUCAGCGCCAGCGUCUGCCUCGCGCCCGACUCGGCCAAGUUCCCUCAGGGAUCGCCCUCCUCGUGGUGCUGCAGCGUGUGCCGAUCUAAUAAAAGUCCUUGGAUCUGCCUGACUUGUUCAAGUGUCCACUGUGGAAGAUAUGUGAAUGGGCAUGCAAAGAAACAUUAUGAAGAGGCCCAAGUUUCAUUAGCUAAUCACAAGAAAACAGAAAAGCAAGAGAAGAUUCAACACACAGUGUGCAUGGAUUGCAGUAGUUACAGUACAUACUGUUAUCGCUGUGAUGACUUCGUAGUCAAUGAUACCAAGCUUGGCCUGGUGCAGAAAGUCCGAGAGCACCUCCAAAAUUUGGAAAAUUCAGCUUUUGCAGCAGACCGACAGAGGAAAAGAAAACUUCUGGAAGACUCCUCCCUAAACAGCAAAUUGUUAAAAAUAAAUGGAAGCACCACAGCCCUGUGUGCUACAGGCCUUCGGAAUCUGGGUAACACAUGUUUCAUGAAUGCGAUUCUUCAGUCACUCAGUAACAUUCAGCAGUUCUGUUGCUACUUCAAAGAAUUGCCGGCUGUGGAGCUUCGGAAUGGGAAGACUGCAGGCCGGAGAACUUACCAUACUCGGAGCCAAGGGGAUAACAGCAUUUCAUUGGUAGAAGAGUUUCGGAAGACUCUGUGUGCUUUGUGGCAAGGGAGUCAAACAGCAUUCAGCCCUGAAUCAUUGUUUUAUGUUGUUUGGAAAAUCAUGCCAAACUUUAGGGGCUACCAGCAGCAAGAUGCCCAUGAAUUCAUGCGUUACCUUUUGGACCAUCUGCACUUGGAACUCCAAGGAGGCUUCAAUGGUGUUUCCCGCUCAGUCAUCUUGCAAGAGAAUUCGGGUCUUUCUGGUGGCAGUAGAUGCUGCAUAAAUGGCACGUCUACUGUUGUCACAGCCAUCUUUGGAGGCAUUCUACAGAAUGAAGUCAACUGCUUGAUAUGUGGGACUGAAUCCAGAAAGUUUGAUCCAUUCCUAGACCUUUCACUAGAUAUUCCAAGUCAGUUCCGAAAUAAACGCAAGAACCAAGAAAAUGGACCAAUGUGUACAUUACCAGAUUGUCUUCGCAGUUUUACAGACCUGGAAGAACUUGAUGAAACAGAGCUCUAUAUGUGCCACAAAUGUAAAAAGAAGCAGAAGUCCACCAAGAAAUUCUGGAUCCAGAAACUACCAAAGGUGCUGUGCUUACAUCUAAAACGCUUUCACUGGACAGCUUAUCUGAGGAACAAAGUGGACACGUAUGUUGAGUUUCCCCUGAGAGGCCUAGACAUGAAAUGUUACUUGCUAGAGCCUGAAAACAGUGGUCCAGAAAGCUGUCUGUAUGACCUUGCAGCUGUGGUGGUGCACCACGGUUCAGGGGUUGGCUCUGGACAUUACACAGCCUAUGCGACUCAUGAAGGCCGAUGGUUCCAUUUCAAUGACAGCACCGUGACGCUGACUGAUGAGGAGACAGUGGUGAAAGCCAAGGCUUACAUCCUCUUCUAUGUAGAUCGGCAGGCCAAAUCAGCAUCUGAUAAACUUUAAUACCUCUUCCUGCCCUGUGCAUAUCAAGUCCAUCAGACAAAACAUUUCCAAUCCUCCACAGAUACUUGAUCCAAGACUCUUGAUUUCAUUGUGCACUUUUCAUUUUUUUUUUCUUGUGGGAUCUGGUUUUAUUUUGUCAGUAGUAGAGUAUUUGAUUUGUUAACAUGGACACAAGCUAACUGUUGUUAGUCAUACCAGGAAAAAAAAAAACCUCAGAAGAUACUGAUUUGCUACUUCAACCCAAUUUUUAUAUAUAGUUUCAAGAGCUACUUUAGUUGUUUGACUUUGUAUAUCAUUGUAUAUCAAUGUUGGAGUUUGCUUUCUGAAGGCACAUUUACAUCAAAGAAACUGGAAUCCUUCUAAUAAGCACAUUUGUGUACCUAAUUAUGAAAUAGUCUGGAGGCUUUCAGCUGUUUGGGAAGGCUUUUUUUCUUAAGAUCAAGGACUUGUACCAAACACUUUAUGUGUGGACAGUUGUUUGGCUGCCUGUAAAAAGAAAAGGAGUGUAUGAAUUGUGGCCUCAUUCAACAGGCCGUGUAAUCGCUGCUACUCUUUGUCUAUGGAGGCUGC